Colletotrichum acutatum is the source of this 1384-nucleotide messenger RNA. RefSeq names its product phosphatidylethanolamine-binding protein. The record is from RefSeq and is a predicted model, not a curated record. Bases 134 to 1078 code for a protein of 314 amino acids. Lineage: Eukaryota; Fungi; Ascomycota; Sordariomycetes; Glomerellales; Glomerellaceae. The transcript is spliced from 2 exons.
UCCUGUUAAACGACGUUGUGGAUGAGCCAGGUAUUUCCGUUUGGCUGUGUUGUUCUUAUUCAUUCCUUUCUUUCUUUCGAUUCUAAACACAGUAGCGACUUUACUAUCCGCUCCUUCGAGAUAUUUCUUAAUAAUGUUGUCCAAGGCUAUUGCCGUCCUGGCGGCGGCGACGUUGACGUCGGCCGCUACGCCCAUGGGCUUUAUGCCCCAGUCAAACACUCCCCUAAUUGUUUCUUACGGAGGCAUCUCGGCACUGGAUGGCGUGAACUUGCCUAGGGAUUCUAGUCAGACGCAACCAACAAUUGCGACCGAGCAGCAGCUUAAGGGCCAGUAUGCGGUGAUAAUGGUGGAUAUCGACGUCCCGACCAACCAACCUCCCAAGACCGGAACUCUCCUCCACUGGAUGCAGACCGGCCUCAUGUCUGCCGAUACCCCGACGACGCUCAACACGACCGCUGGGCCCAAGAAGGUGUUCCUCAUGCAGAACAAGAUGAACGCAGCCGCUCUGGCGCCGUACAUUGGUCCCAACCCGCCCGCGAGAGAGCCCCUCAGCCAUCGAUACACCUUUGUCGCGGUCGACCACACGAUGAUUACGCAGCAAGGCCUGAUGGCCCUCUCCGGCGCGGCGCAGAGCCGUCGCGACUUCAACGUCAUGAACGGCCUCAUGGCGGCCGGUCUUUCGGACAAGGUCGUCGCUGGCAACUUCUUCCGCGUUACGAACGCCGGACCCGUUGGUGCUGGUCAAGGAACUGGUGGUGGAGGUGGCCGCGGUAACAGCACCGGUGGUGGAGGCGGCAUGCAGCCUAACCCGAUGCCGAUGCCCGCCCCUGCACCUCCUGCUGGAACCCCGACUACCCCCGGUGGUGGUGGAAUGCCCGGUAUGCCCAACAUGCCCGGCAUGAGCAUGGCUCCUGGUAUGACGAUGCCCAUGCCCGGUAUGCCCGGUGCCAGCGCGCCUCCCGUUGGUGGUGCUCAGCCGUCAAACCCUGCCCGCGCCAGCGGUCUCAGUCUCGCUCCCAGUCUCGGCAUCAUGACCAUGGGUCUCUGCCUCGUCGGUUCCCUGUUCAUCUUCAUGUAACCUUCAUAGGUCGUUACGGGCACAGGGAUUGGCCCAGUUUGGGGAGUUUUGGUUACACCUGCUGAAAAGGCCAGAAGAUGUUUUUCAUUCUUAUCCUGGCUGCCGCUGUAGGCUAUUUGUCGAGGGAUGCCAUUCGUAUAUAGGGUAGAGCAGCAUGCCAAUACAACAGCUAAGACGCGGCCACGUUGCGUUCCGUUCACUUUGUAGUUGUGAUUAGCUCGUGUUAUUGAUGUUUGAUACCCCAUUACUCCGGACAAACAUCCUGGUAAUAGCUCGCUCGCCAGCAGCACAUCCCUACCUGUGGAU